This is a messenger RNA of Echinococcus granulosus, 549 nucleotides long. RefSeq lists its product as hypothetical. The transcript has 3 exons. Lineage: Eukaryota; Metazoa; Platyhelminthes; Cestoda; Cyclophyllidea; Taeniidae. The record is from RefSeq and is a predicted model, not a curated record. The coding region runs from base 1 to 549 and encodes 182 amino acids.
AUGCUGAAUGCACCAACUCAAAAUAAUAAGGAAAUGACACUUUUUAGAGAAAAAAAGUUAGAGCAGUACUCUGUAAAACAGGUUCACCGUUUCUCAUUGUCUAUGAAUUUUAAAAUACUGCUUUUUUACUUCAAGCUUUCUCUAAUUCGAAAGAUUGCAGAAAUUUUUGACCUUCAAAAAGCUGUACAAAUUAAUCGUUUCAAGAUGGAAUGCAUUAUGCUCACAUCAAGGUUGCCAAAGAUGAUUAAUCAAGUAAAAUGGGGAGGUUGUGGUACUCUUUCUCCUCCUCCACCUCCUCCUCUAUGGUUGUCUCAAUGGAAAGGUCUUCUCCGCGCGCACUUUCAAGUUACGUUUAUAAAGUUUUGUCAAUUUCCACCACUGUGCUACUGUGCAAUGUUGAUAUUGCUUUUUUUGGUUUUAACUUUUGCUCUGGAUAUUCUACUUAAGAAGAGGGGAACUCCCAUAGCACCAUACAUCCUCAAGAAGGACAUAGAAAAACAAACUGACUACAGGGGUAGUCAAAUAAGACAUCCCCAUCACUCAAAAUGA